Exophiala bonariae is the source of this 537-nucleotide messenger RNA. RefSeq lists its product as uncharacterized. NCBI's taxonomy places the organism in Eukaryota, Fungi, Ascomycota, Eurotiomycetes, Chaetothyriales, Herpotrichiellaceae. Bases 1 to 537 code for a protein of 178 amino acids. The transcript has a single exon. The record is from RefSeq and is a predicted model, not a curated record.
AUGGCAGGCCAAAGCCAAGUCCCAGUGGUCCAUGUCACUGAAAGUGCACCAGAUGGAACGACAACCUUCCUUGACCCGGCAACAUUCCCUGAUGGAAAAGUAUUUGAGACCGUUCAGAUGAGUCCAGUCGCUUCGUUGUCGGUCAUCUGGUCAUCGCCCGCGGCUUUCUCAGUCGCCAAAGGGCAAGACAUCGAGCACCACAAAAACAUUCUAGCCGCAGGCCCGCCCGUUCCUUUUUUCCAAACACAGGGAAACACUGCAGUAUCGAUGACGUACAUUGGCCCAACUGAAUCGGUCACUCGAGGAUUCAUGCAUCGCACCCAGAGCUUGGACUAUCUUCUCAUGCAUGAGGGUGAGCUGGAACUUGAACUCGACAGCGGGGAGAAGAGAGUUGUUAAAGCGGGAGAGGUGGUAAUUCAGAGGGAGGCGUGGCACAGGUGGACGAAUCUUAGUACGACCAGAAGGGCGGUCAUGUUCGCCGUUGCGCUCGGCGCUGAGGGAGCCACUUUGGGUGGUAUAGAUAUCCGUCAAGACUAA